AUGAGUGAACAACAUGGGCAUAUGCCCAAAUUUGAGGAUUGGCCUGCCAGUAUAAGUAUCCUAGCAGCUAAUGUUGAUCUAAUGUCUCUCAAUGAGAACUCACGCCCAGAGUCACCGACUGUGACUACGCCUGUCUCUGAGAGUCGCAAACACUCACCUGGAAUUGUCGAUGAUUGUUCUUCUCUCAAGAAAUCGCCCUCUGAUUGCACCCCAGCUCUCACUCAACUUUCUGCUCAGGCUCUUGUGGAGGUUCCUGCCCAGUUUACCGCUCAGGUUUCUCCCCUCCUAUCCCAUCCUUCCCUUCCUUCGACCCCAUCCUCUUCUAACCGAAGUUCAUCUUCGUCUUCCACUAUUCGUCCCCCUCCAAACCGCCGUCUUGAGUUUGAGCCUGGAUUCCAUCCCAGGCCCUUUGAAUUCGUGCCCCAAGCCUAUUCUCCUCUCAGUCUUCAGUCCCAAUCUCGUCGAUAUCCUUUUGAGACUGUAUCUCACCACAAUCCUAUUGACCUCUCUGGUCAGUUCCAACCCACAAACGUCUGCAAACCCAACUUUGGUCCAUCCAACGCCAUCAACAUGGGCUGGCCAUUCGACCAGGGUGGGACCCCCAAUUUUGGGGAUUUUGAGCGUCUUGAAAACUUCUCAAUCGAAGAACUCCUCCAGCAAGCAUCCAUUCCAUUUGGGAGCAUCGUUGAGAUGCGUCCACCUUCUCGCAAUGGUGUUGUGGUGAUUUCUAACAUUCCGUACACUGUGACUCGCCAGGAGGUGGCCUCAUUCCUUGGACGUAGUGCGAACCUGCUUCCAUCCUCUCAAGGAUGCCCCAUCCAUAUUAUUAUGGAACGGUCUACUGGAAAGACCAUGGACUGCUAUGUUGAAUUCCCAACAAAGAAGGAUGCCGAAGAAACUGUCGACCGGAUCAAUCGUGCCUAUGAUGUUGGUAGUACCCCACGGAUGGGUAGCCGCCAUGUCGACAUAGAACUCAGCACCCCAGCCAAGCUUCUCAAGGCUGCUUUUCCCCGGGCGAAGUGCAUUUCAUGGGAGGAUGGGAAUCCUGUUCAGCUUGUCAACAAAGAUAGUUGGUCCACCGGUUUUGAUGGCUUUCUCACCGACGAGGAGCUGUUUUGCCUCACUCGGCACGCAGAGCAACCUCACCGAAGUGCAUUUGCUAGCAAGGUCCCUCAGCGUUGUUACGAAUCGUUCAUUACCACUAUCUGGAAGUUCCCAUGGCAUGCAACUCAUCUUUACACCGUGCAUCACCGCAAUGCACUUUUCAAAACUCUUGUUACUUUGAUCAAGACUCUAGUGGAACGUAUGCAAAAGGCAAACACAGUGGGCUUGGAUAUCCGCCUUCUCAAUGAGUUGGUUAAUGCAGGGAUCAGCUGCCCUGCCUUUAAUCCUCGCAUGAAAUAUUGUUUUGCUUGGUGGUCGAAGGAUAAGAGAAGAAUUGGGUUAUUGGACCAUAAUUGGUGCCUUUACUUCCCAUUCGAUACUCUGACCUACAUUCCUGGACACCAUUCUGCUGCUAUUCAGUUUUAUUCCUAUGUCAUGUCCAACGGUUCGGUUCUGCGCACUGAGAACGACGGUCUUCUCAACCAACACACUCACCCUGAGGUCGAACGAAUCUUCGGAAGGUUCUGGUUUGAGUGGGAUGAUGAUGUUGCCCGUAGCAAGAUCUUCAAGGAUGCAAUCAUCUACGAAGCUAGUGUUCUGCGGAAGUUCAUCAUCACUGGAUUCCAGCAACUUCACAGGAGAAACUCGAGCAUCUCAACUAUUGGCACUGCUCCUGGCUCAUCGCCAACCCAUAGUCUCGCCUCAGUUGACAGCCAGCGCACCAUUUCAGUUUCCCACAGUGGCUCCGUGAAUUCCGGCCGUGCUUCUCGGGGAAGCUCGACUGUUUCGUCCACCAGAAAUAUGUCUAGCAGUCUCCUUGAGUUAACCAACAACUGGAAUAUCUCUGGUAACUCCCGUGAAAGCUCUCAGCGACUUGAUUCUGCCCAAUAUCUGCCGGACACCCCGACUCAUCGGCCUCGCGCAUCGGCCCCUGCUUACGUUCCGCCACACCAACGACCAGAUUCAGCCAAAUCCCGCAAACAGUCGGUUAGCUGGCGUAUGCCUCAACUUCAGGAGGCAACUGCGGGUGGCUCAGCUCAGAGCCAGGGUGAUAUCCGGCCUAUCUACCGUGCUCCGCAUGCGACUGCGCAGAACGUUCGGUCGUCCUCUGAUCCUUUCGGUCCAGUUCCUUCGCUUGGUCCCAGCAGCCACCGGUCUCGCUCCGACGCUACUCAUCUGUCGAACAUUGAUCGCCAGGUGUUUGAUGAGUUCCGAGCUGCUGGCCGCGGUGCUCGAUUUGCAAAGAAGUAA
This is a messenger RNA of Penicillium roqueforti, 2355 nucleotides long. RefSeq lists its product as uncharacterized. The record is from RefSeq and is a predicted model, not a curated record. Gene Ontology annotation, molecular function: nucleic acid binding. The transcript has 6 exons. The coding region runs from base 1 to 2355 and encodes 784 amino acids. Lineage: Eukaryota; Fungi; Ascomycota; Eurotiomycetes; Eurotiales; Aspergillaceae.